CUUGAGGGCAGAAGUUUAUGUCCUGCUGAACUUUGUAGCACUAGCAGUUUGACAGACGGAUUUUUGUUACAUCUUUUAUAACAUCUCUCGCUGUGUUUCAGCUGAAACAAAUAGCGAGAAUAAAUGUAGUAAAGGACCGGUUUUAAGCACGUAAUGUAAAUCCAGAAGCAGCCUCAGAAGAUGUGGAGUGCUCUAGUGAAUAUUAAUUUUGUAAGUUUAUAUAUGUAUGUAUGUUACUAUGUUUCUUCAAAUUUAAAUAAAAAUUUAGAAAAAUAAGAUGAUGUGACACACAAAGCUCAGUCAACUAUAAAGAUGAAUUAAAGAUGAAUUAGCUCCCUGGUGGUCUGGUGGUUAGGAUUUGGCGCUUUCACCAUCGGUGCCUGGGUUUGACUUCUGGUCAGGCGAUACUUGUUUCCUUGUCAUACCUGAAGCUGUCCUAUCAAUAAAGCCAUAAAAGACUAAACAAUAAUAUUAAUAAAACAUUUUUUUAAAAAACUCAGAAAAAUACCUUUUCCAUCUUUUUCAGUUUGUAGGUAGUAAGACUUGGUUCAGUGAAAUAAUUCCGUUGAAUUGCGUAAUCUAGAGCAGGGCUGCCUAAAGUGGGGCUCACAGGCCGCAAUACACCACACGCCAGGUUUAUUAUUGGAAAAAAAAAAAAAACAAUCAUGCAAGAAAUAAUGUUGAUGUUAUUUUGUUUUUGUGAAGUACAAAUUAUCAUCAUUAAAUGUGUGGGAUCCUCAAAUGUUUAUUAUUUUUCAUGAGCAUGGUGAGUGACACUUUGUUAUGGAAGUCAGUCAGUUAAGAAGAACUUAGGAUCCAAGUACCAUUUUUGCAUUUUUACUGUACAAUACAAUAAGUGCUUGCUUUGGGUAGUCGCCCACUAUUAAGAUUCAGUUUAAAGCCCUCUAUGGGAAGAAGUUUGGGCAUACCUUAUCUAGAGAAUUAGAGGGCAAAUAAUAAACAAAUCAUAACAUAACGUACAACAUAAUAUAAAAAAGGAGAGGAAAGUCAUGUUGUUCCUAUUUUUAACUUCAAAUUACAGUCUACGGUCUUUCCAGGAAAUUUCCAUGAAAAUUACCAAGAAAUUACAGAACCAUAAAAGAAAGUACUUCUUAAUUCACUUUGAAUCGACACCAUUAAAAUUCUACACGCACUUUUCCUUUUGAAACUUUAAAUGCAAAUUAAAUGCAGAGAAUUGUGUGUAGUGUUUUGAAAAAAAGUGUGUUUUAGAGCAGUAAUUUCAGUGUGAAGGAGGAAUCGUGCUUGUAGUUUAGCAGAAUUGGUUCAGGGGUUUGGUGCAUGAGUUACAUGCUGUGGUCAUUGUGUCUCAAAUACCAGUUUUUGUGAGUAAACAAUCGAGAAAAACUGUAAAAGUACGGAUGUGGAUGGUCCCCCAACUAAGUUCACCUUUGGCCCCCAAAUUGCUAAAUCCGGCACUGGGUGCAGCUGGCCAGUCAGGAGCUGUCACUGGAGCUUUGACCGGUGCUGGACCAGCAACGGGAUAUCUGGCCAGCUUUUUCAGAUGACAAUCAUGAAGAAACAAGAAGACUUAAUGAUGUUCUCUUGCAAAAUGAAGGAGGCAAAUGCAACUUGAGAUAUUGUUUCAAACCUCUCCCACUCUGCUCACUGUCUAUUUCAGCUUUUGCCCUCUGGGAGGCGCUAUGGGCCUUUUUUUUCCCACCAAAACAAGCACUCUUUCCUGCUGCAACAUUCUGCCUUUUAACUUCUAAUCCGUCAAUGAUCGUCAAUGUCCAACAUAAAGAUGUGUUAAUAGGGUUAAUAAGAGUGGAUAGUAUAGAUAACACUGGACUCAGUGGUUAACCACUUCUCCAUCAUCACCCUAAGCUGACAGAACUGAGCAAUUUAUUGACAACAGCUUUCAGGGUUGUUGCGUUAGAUGAAGGAUUUUAUAGGUUUAUUCAUGUUUACUAUCCCAUAGGUGCGGCCACACGGCUGCUACUUAUCUGAAAGUAUUUGAUAUUUGAGUGGAAAAGAGGCACGUAUGGAUAUGGAAAUUCAUCGAAAUACGUGUCAUAUAUGUCAGCGUAGCGUAGACGUCACGAAGGUGGGUCUAGGAUCGCGCAGUACCUGGAGAGUAACUGCACAACUGCUCUGCAGCCACCUUGCUCCCGCGAUAGCUUAAGGUCAUGUGACAUCGGAUAAGGAGCAGAAACCACUCCCAUCCAGGUCAUCGUGGACACAUCACCGCUGAGUGAUCCUGAACUCGCCUAAGUUUCUCAGUAAAUGAAACCUAAUCAUCAGCUGGCUAUAUAAAGCCUGGCCCAGCUCACAGCAGAUCAGAACGGACAACAGCAUGAAGCCCUGGGCAGUUGUCAGCAUUGGAGUAGGUGCAACAGUUGCAGUGGUCGGGGCUCCUUUGGCCCUGGGCGCUGCAGGCUUCACCUCAGCUGGAAUAGCGGCGGGCUCCAUUGCUGCUAAAAUGAUGUCUGCUGCUGCGAUUGCUAACGGAGGAGGAGUGGCAGCAGGAAGUGCUGUGGCUGUCUUGCAGUCAGCAGGUGCAGCUGGUCUGUCAGGAGCAGCCACUGCAGCUGUGGGCAGCGCUGGAGGAGCAUUGGGGUGGCUGACUAGCUUCGCCUGGGGAAAAGCAAAUAAUGAUGGCCCGCAUGAUGAUGAUGAUGAUGAUGAUAAUGAUGAUGAUGAUGACCCAGCUGCUGAGCCUAUGUUGAAAGUGACAGAUCUUGCCCUUAAAUAGCAAUACUGUAGUGCAGAAAUACUGUCACAAGUGAAGGUCAUACGCAUACAUUUUUACUUAAAAGUAUUAAGAUGAAAAUGUACUGUAAGCUACAGAAGUACUAACUAUGCCCAAAUGCACUUCUUUGAGAGUAAUAUUAUAAAAUUGGAUCGUAAUUAUUUGUGUAUUGAUGUGGUUUCUCUAAUAAAUGUAAUUGAGUGAAGCACAAUAUUUGGUUGUGCAGUAGAUGUCUAAAGUAAAGCAAAAUGUGGAAAUACUUAAGUGAAGAACCAACAUCUCAAAAUUGUACUGAAGUGCAGUACUUGACUUAAUCUCCACCACUGGGUCUCAGUGAUGGUUAUACAUACUUCAGGUUAUCUGUCACUUGAUAUGUUUACGUCAGCCUUUUUAAAUAUUGUUUAACCUGAACUAACAGUAUUUUUACCUCUUACCCAGUGUAGGAGGUUAUUCCAAAUAAUAUCAUUUUGUUUACUAAACCCCACUUUUGUCAUAUCCGACAGCUGAAAUGUAUUUUCUUAAUAAAUCGUUGACAGCUGCUGGUUCAGUCUGUCAUCUGCACAUAUAUAUUUUCCAUUCCUCAUCAUGCCCACUAGAUGGCCUGAAUGAGGGAAUGAAAUUGUUCACACGGUCAUUAACUUUUUUUAAGUGAAGCAGCUUUAUGUGGAAUAAUCAAUGAUGAAUAAAAUGAUUUUCUGGAAAGA
Molecule: messenger RNA, 3414 nt
Organism: Acanthopagrus latus (yellowfin seabream)
Lineage: Eukaryota; Metazoa; Chordata; Actinopteri; Spariformes; Sparidae
Product: interferon alpha-inducible protein 27-like protein 2A
Exons: 5
Coding region: 2315-2713 (132 amino acids)
Biological process (GO): apoptotic signaling pathway
Cellular component (GO): mitochondrion; membrane
Source: RefSeq, a predicted model, not a curated record